Molecule: messenger RNA, 3807 nt
Organism: Bradysia coprophila
Lineage: Eukaryota; Metazoa; Arthropoda; Insecta; Diptera; Sciaridae
Product: open rectifier potassium channel protein 1-like
Biological process (GO): potassium ion transmembrane transport; stabilization of membrane potential
Cellular component (GO): plasma membrane
Molecular function (GO): outward rectifier potassium channel activity; potassium ion leak channel activity
Source: RefSeq, a predicted model, not a curated record
UCGUACAAAGUUUAGAAGUAGAUUUUCGAAGCAAAUUACAGUAAUUCCAGCAUUGUUUAACUCAUUAAAAUCUUAAUUAACAAAUUAGUCUCGAACACUGACAACAAUUUUGGAAGUAAUAUGUCUCCGAAGCAGUGGCUGGCAUUGCUGUGUGUUUAUAUUUCAUAUUUAUUUUUCGGAGCAAGCAUAUUUUAUUACAUCGAACAUGCAACUGAGCUCAGAAAGAGGGCCGCCCAGCUAGAAGAACGAAUUUCUAUUAAUGAACUUCUCGUAAAAUAUGCAUCACCGGACGACAAACAAAAUCAGAACAAAGUGCUCCAAACUUUAUCGAACUAUUGCGACCGACCGGUAACAAAUUACACUUUGGAUGAGUAUCCGGUUGACUUUGAAUGGACAUUUUUUCAUUCAUUCUGGUUUUCAUUCAUCGUUUGUUCGACCGUAGGCUAUGGUAACAGCUCUCCACACGAUCAACCGGGGCAAGCUUUUUGCAUACUUUUCGCAAUCAUCGGGCUACCUCUCAACGGCUUUGUGUUAGCAUACUUAGGACAGUAUUUCAGCAAAACUGUCACUCGUAUUUACAAUUGGUACAAAGGCCAUGCAAAUUCGCACAAUCACCAGCAUGAUGCAAUCAAAAAAUUCGGAUUGAUUGGAACGUUGGCCAUGUACUUAGUUCCGGGAAUUGCGUUCUUCAUCUUCCUACCAGCGUGUCUCUUCACAUAUUUUGAGGAUUGGCCGUAUGUGAGAUCGGUUUAUUAUUCGUUUGUAACACUCACAACGAUUGGAUUUGGAGAUUUUGUGCCAACGUUUCAAGACGGUCAGGCUCGAAAAUUCGGAUUGUCCUUCGUAUUCUACCAGAUUUUUAUUCCUAUUUGGAAUUUCAUAGGUGUCGGAUAUUUCAUAAUGAUCAUUGGCUUUAUUGCAAAGGGAAUGCAGAGUAAACGAGUUGCCCAGUUAGAACAUCAACUAUCAAUGAACAUUAAAGGAACUCAACAUCGAAUAUGGACCGAAUUCACUAAAGAUGUGAACUUUCUGCGACGCAUUCUGAACGAAGCUCAUUUGAUGAAAUUUCGACCCAUGUACACUAAUCCAACUGAAAGAGCAUCAUUACAUUCAAUUCCGCGAUCAGCUUCUUGUCCAGAAAUAUCAAUUUAUCGAGAUGAAUACGCACGGGUUUCCACUUCACGAAAGCGUGCAUACUCCGAGAACUGCGAACGUUUCAGUAAUUCGUCCACACUUACUCUGAAUCGGUCUCAAUCUGAUGGAGAACUAAGUCGCAUCGAUAAGGAGAAAACGUUCAGAGACUCGGGAUCGUUGUUUCAAACUAACGAUUUAAUAUCAAACGUACUGAAUGCGUUGGGCAGCAUUCGACCAUCAGUGAAUGAAGAUGUGCAUAGCUGUUUGGAAAUGUACAGUGGAGAACCGGUACAGACUGACGGCUCAUACGAAUGGACGUGGGAUGGAAGCAAUUCUGAUCAAAUCGAAGACUAUAUGAAGAAUAAGACGAAGAAAAAUUCCAUCGGUUCAAUAUUUCGUAACCAAUCUGAGUCAGAAAUGCAUCUGGAUACGCAGAACAGAUCAUUCAUGAACAAAUUCAAUCCGUUCAAAGAUAGAGUAUUGAGCCAGGAAUCGCGAAGGUGUUCUGUGGCCAGCCAAGACAGCAACCCUCAAAAAUAUUUGGACAAUACAUCGAGAGGACGAGAAUCUCUAGUCAGUAUGUCUCAGUUCACAUGUGAAAAUAUGGAAUUGCUACAAACAACAAGUAUUGCCGAUCUAAUUCGUGCUGUCGAGGGAACCCAACCCAAAAUGAACGUAUCACCAGAAACUCCGUUACUUGCAGAAUACAAAGAGAAAUCGACAUUAAAAACUGGAACAAUUGGAUCGACCCCAGGCUUGAGAAGAGGUUCGCUUCGCCCAACUCAUGACUACACAACCAUUUUUGUGAGUAGCCAAAAUAUGAAGCCACCAAAUCCUAGCAGAGGACCUAAUAAUUCAACAAGCAUAAUAACACCGAAACGCACGACAAGAAGGAUACGCUCUACAAGUUCGUCCAUUCCAACUGUUCAAGAACAUUAUGCAUUGAAUCAAUCAAUGUCUACGUUGCACAGAACAAUGUCAUUACGCCCUACUGCACUUAAGCAAAGAAACGUGGGAUCGAUUGGAGCUAUACAAGAAAUGCCCAUGAUAACCCUGCAACCACCGAAUGUUUCUAGGAGAGAUUUACUGUGGCACCCGGAGUACCAAGACAAAGUGUCAUUGCAAAAUGAAUUACGAAGAAAACGAGCAGACUCCAAGUAAAUCGCCUUCAUUAUUCGAGCAUUCCACAGCAGGAAUUUAUUUAUUUUUUUCGUUCACUUAAUCUACGUAGUUGACAUCAUCGGUUUGGUUCUUGUAAAUGUUGUAUUUAAGAGUCCUACGUAAAGUUCCGUUAACUGUUGGUUUGACCCGAGACACAAAUUGUUACAAAUAAUAUCGCGUAAACUUUUGAGCCGAUUCGAUUCCACCUGUUCCUUCUUUUGUUGCAAUAAUCGAUUAAUUUUUGAUAGCAAAUCUUGUACUUCUCUAAUACAUAACAUUUCUCACAGCAAAAUUUAUGUUCCCAUAAAGGUUUCUCACUUCACGAAAAUGCAAAUAACAGACUCGCUAAUAACUUGUGAUAUGAUUGCUGUCUGUGAAGAGUUUAGUGAGCGAAUUUUUCGAAUCGGAGUUACACUUAUAUACGGAAUAUUCGUCUCGACACAAAGCUUCGAACUAUCUAAGAAAUCUGGACACAAUAGAAACUGCUAGACUCCUUUUCCGAGACUUCAAAUUCACAUCAUUUUGUUCAUUAACUCACCAUGGUUCUGUAACAGUCAAACUAUUGUGAAAGAACAACUGUCGUUCCUCUAUCGAAAAUCUCUUUCGAAUCGGUUCAAGUUUUCGCGAUAUCACACCAAAACUAUGACAAUGCAGCACGACGAAUAUUAGUUGCUGCGCUGCAUUCAAUGAAAUGAAAGACGUUUUUCGAACUAAAUCACGUAAUGUUAAAGUGAUCGUAUGUACAAUCACAUGAUGACGGUCAAAUAAGUACACAUAAUUAAUAGCAAUCAUACUAACGCUUUAGGCAUACAACAAAUUCGUUUGAAAAUUACCGAUCCAAAGAUCGAUUGGUCUCAAAAUUGUUUGGAACAAUGUGUAGAGGUGCAAAUUUUAUUGUAAAUUUGUCACCUGAAAAAUGAAAUGAUUAUCAGAAAUGUAUGCAUUGCUAAAUGAGUCGAGCAUUUUUUUCUUUAAACGAAGUAGGGUGUAUCAACAAGGGCCUUGUUCCAAGGCAAUUGACUAAAUACAAUCCAAAUAAUCUUUAUAUUCUUCUGCACCGAAAACCGUUCAUUUCAUCAGUGAACCAUUUUUUCGGUGCUCUCAGCAUGUAAAAUAUUGUACGUAACUCGGAUGAAAAAUUAAAGGUCAAGUUUUCGCGUGGUUUUUGACAUCAGCUUCGCCUCGGAUUAACAAACUUCACGCGAAAACUCAACUUUUCAACUUUUUCGCUCGUUCACGGACGUAUCUAUUUAAGGGCUGUGUCAUCUGUUAUUAAUGUUGAACUCUGGAAAGCGUAAGUUAAAAGUAACGUGAAUUUUUCUGAAGCAUCCUGUAGGUAGGAGACCUAAAAAUAAAUUGUAGCAAAAUUGAGUCUUUCACUACAUUUUGAUAAUUUUAUGAUAGAACUUUAGUGUUGGAUUAAGAGGCGUUGCUGGUGGAUAAUUCGAAUAUUGAUCCAGCUUAACAAUCAAUUUAAUUACCGUUAGAUUAAAAUCAAUAAAAUGUAAAACA